AUGUCAAACCAGCGGGCGUCCUCCCCGCUUCACCACCAGACCUUGGCACCUGACUCUGCUUCCUCCGCCCUCUAUGACCGGUCGACCACACAGGACUAUGGCUUCACUGCCCUUCCUGCGGAUGCCUCUAAGACUCCGCCCGUAACGACAUCUCCACCUACCGUCAGCGUUGAUGAGCUCAAGAUCCCUACCUCCCCGCUUGCGAGACGCAUAAAUGCGUAUGCGGAAGCGAAGCUGCCGAGGCAGACGUACCACCAUAGCUUGCGGGUUUAUGCAUAUGGCUUGGCGGCGGCGAGGGGUUGCUUCCCGGAUUGGAAGGUCGAGGCUGGUAGUAGCUUGGAAGAGACUUGGUUCCUCACCGCAAUGCUUCACGAUAUCGGGACGCCCGAGGAGGUGUUGAUGAGCACACGCCUGUCGUACGAGUUCUACGCCGGAGUCCAUGCCUUGGACAUCCUGCGGGAUGCGAAGCUUACCCUGCACCACACUGCGGGAGUCGGCAGCGGUGGUGAUGCCAGUGAAGCGGUGGCAGGACAGGAGCAGGCGGAAAGUGUAGCGGAGGCAAUAAUUCGUCAUCAGGAUGUGCAGGAUAAGGGGAAGGUGACGUUGGUAACGAGGCUGGUUCAUAUCGGCACUUUGCUGGACAACAUUGGAGCAGGGAAGGAAUUGGUUAGCGAGGGCACGGUAAAGAGUGUGGUUGGCAAAUGGCCACGGGAAGGCUGGACGGGUUGUUUCAGAGGAACGGUUGAGCUGGAAAAGAAACACAAGCCGUAUGCAAUGGUGUCCAGGAUCGAGGGGUUUGAAGAAACGAUCAGCAAGAACACGGCGAAAGGAGGCCCAUUCGAAUGGCUGGAGUGA
Messenger RNA from Cyphellophora europaea CBS 101466, 855 nucleotides. RefSeq lists its product as uncharacterized. The transcript is spliced from 3 exons. Lineage: Eukaryota; Fungi; Ascomycota; Eurotiomycetes; Chaetothyriales; Cyphellophoraceae. Bases 1 to 855 code for a protein of 284 amino acids. The record is from RefSeq and is a predicted model, not a curated record.